Oncorhynchus gorbuscha (pink salmon) is the source of this 3094-nucleotide messenger RNA. RefSeq names its product zinc finger and BTB domain-containing protein 17-like. The transcript is spliced from 16 exons. Gene Ontology annotation, molecular function: protein binding; DNA-binding transcription factor activity, RNA polymerase II-specific; RNA polymerase II cis-regulatory region sequence-specific DNA binding. Gene Ontology annotation, biological process: regulation of transcription by RNA polymerase II. Gene Ontology annotation, cellular component: nucleus. The coding region runs from base 180 to 2870 and encodes 896 amino acids. The record is from RefSeq and is a predicted model, not a curated record. Lineage: Eukaryota; Metazoa; Chordata; Actinopteri; Salmoniformes; Salmonidae.
CCGGCCACUAUCAAUCGAUCAGAGAGCGGAAGAUGGGGGUAAAUCGAGUCUGUGGGGCUAGAUCGAUCACCGAAAAACUCGAUUGAAGGAAUUCAACGGAUUGUGUUAAAAUAGUACAAAACAACACCAUAACAAGCGUUUGGAGCAGGGAAUUCAGCGAUCAUCAAGAGGUAUUUUGAAUGAUGGACUUUCCCUGGCACAGUGGCAAGGUUUUGGAACAGCUCAACCACCAGCGCCAGCUGGGACUGCUGUGUGACUGUACCUUCGUGGUGGACGGGGUGGACUUCAAGGCCCACAAGGCCGUGCUCGCUGCCUGCAGCGCCUACUUCCACACCCUCUUUCUGGACCAGAAGGAUGUGGUGCACCUGGACAUCAGCAAUGCAGCAGGUCUGGGCCAAGUCCUUGAGUUCAUGUACACGGCCAAGCUGAGUCUGAGUUCUCAGAAUUUGGAAGAUGUGGUGGCAGUGGCCACGUUCCUUCAGAUGCAGGAGAUAGUCAAUGCCUGCUCUGCUUACCAGUCGCUGGCUUUCUCCACAACAUCCCAGUCAAUACAAGACUUAAAUGACAACAAGAUUGAGGAAGGAGAGCAGAACAUAGAGAAGGAUCCAUCAGAGACAUGGUCACAUGACGAGGAGAUGCUAAAAACAGCAGAUGACGGAGGGUCAAAGGGCGUUCAGGAGGACCCGAACGAGACCACCCCAGACGAUGGACAGAUCAACAGUAAGACCCCCGACAAACCCAACCAACAGACCCCGGGGAGAGGAAGACCCUCCAAAGCCUCCAACUACGCCGCACCAAGAAAAGCCACAGCAGAGAGAGAGGAGAUGGAGAGCCCUACUAAAGAUGUGCCUGAGUGUCAAGAUGACAACUCGGAUGUGGACUACACUCCCAAGUUUCCAUUCAAGUCUGAAGCCGGUAUAUCUUACAUGAGUACCAGGAGAAGAAGGACAAGGAGAGCUCCUCAUCGCAACCACUCUCAGGAUAAUGACUCCGAUGAGGGGAACAGCGCAUCAAAGACGGUAAAUGAAGAAAAAGAGGUUGAAGAGGGUGAGAUGGAGGAGGAUGAAGAAGAGGGAGAUGGUGAGGAGGAUGAAGAAGAGGAGGAGGAUGAGGGAGAAGAUGGCCAGGGGACGGAGAGCGGAGAGGAGAGGACGCAGCUACAGUCGGGUGCCGUCACCGACCGCACCGAGUCACGGUCCUACGGCUCUGUGACACACAAGUGUGAGGACUGUGGAAAGAAGUUCACCCACACGGGUAACUUCAAAAGACACAUCCGCAUUCACACAGGAGAGAAACCUUUCAGCUGCCGUGACUGCCACAAGGCCUUCUCAGAUCCGGCUGCCUGCAAGGCUCACGAGAAAACACACAGCCCCCUGAAACCCUACUGCUGCUCCUCGUGUGGGAAGAGCUAUCGGCAGAUCAGCCUGCUCAACCUGCACCGGAAAAGGCACACAGGCAAGGCCCGAUACAGCUGCAAGGACUGUGGCAAGCUCUUCACCACGUCUGGCAACCUGAAGCGCCACAUUCUGGUGCACAGCGGCGAGAAGCCGUAUCACUGCAACUACUGCGACCGGGCCUUCUCCGACCCCACCGCUAAGAUGCGCCACCUGGAGACCCACGACGCAGACAAGGGCUACAGCUGUCCACACUGCGAUAAGCGGUUCAACCAGACUGGGAAUCUAAAGGCUCACCUGAAGAUCCACAUCACAGACGGCCCUCUGAAGUGCAAAGAGUGUGGCAAACAGUUCACCACUUCCGGGAACCUGAAGAGACACCUGCGCGUGCACAGUGGGGAGAAGCCCUAUAUCUGUAUGCACUGCCAGAGAGCUUUCGCUGACCCAGGGGCACUGCAGAGACAUGAGCGCAUACACACAGGGGAGAAGCCGUGUCUGUGCCGGAUCUGUGGGAAAGGGUUCACCCAGGCCAGUUCACUCAUUGCUCAUGUCCGCCAGCACACCGGAGAGAAGCCCUAUGUCUGCGACCGCUGUGGCAAAAGGUUUGUCCAGUCCAGUCAGCUGGCCAAUCACAUCCGUCACCAUGAUAACAUCCGGCCACACAAGUGUCACAACUGCAAAAAGGCGUUUGUCAACGUCGGGGACCUCUCCAAGCAUAUCAUCAUUCACACAGGAGAGAAGCCCUUCCUGUGUGACAAGUGCGGUCGCGGGUUCAAUCGUGUCGACAAUCUACGCUCCCACGUCAAGACCGUCCACCAGGGUAAGGCUGGGAUGAAGCGCCUGAUGGACGAAAAUGAGAUCAACAUAGUCACUGUCACCACCGAGGACAUCAUCAACCUGGCAACGAAGGCCCUGGCUGGCAGCACUGUGUCCCAGCUGACAGUGGUGCCUGUGGCUACAUCAGUGUCAGCAGAUGAGACGGAGGCUCUGAAAGCUGAGAUUGCGAAGGCUGUGGAGAAGGUGCAGGAAGCAGACCCCAACACUCAGAUCCUGUUUGCAUGCGACUCUUGCGGUGAGAAGUUCCUGGACGCCAGCUCACUGGCCCAACAUGUGCGAAUCCACACCGCCCAGGCCCUGGUCAUGUUCCAAGCUGACUCUGACUUCUACCAUCAGUACACCGCAGCUGCCACCACCGUGGGGGAAGAUGUUACCACAACCUGGCAACCCACUUCCGAGCAGGUUAUCCAGGGAGGGGAGCUCGUCUUCCACACCCGAGAGGUUGAGGCGGAAGGGGAUGAGGUGACUCAGGAGGAGGGAGGAGAGGUGGUGGCCCAAGCUGACCCCCAGCCAGAGGAGGAAGAUGAGGCUGUGACAGAAGAAGGACAAGGAGAAGAGAUGGAGUGUGGAAUGUGCAGUGAUGUGGCACUCAAGAAUAAGAAUAAAAUGCAAAGCAGUCAAGUUCUUACUGGGGUCUGACAAUGCCUCAUACGAAGCUGCCACUCUCUGGGUCUCUCUGAGUCUCUGCAUCAGUGACAUGAACAUCUGUGUCCAAAGUUUGGGAAGAAACCGUUUGGCUUGUUUUUUGGACAAUGUAUAAAGUUAAAUUAUAUAUAUAUAUAAAAAAAGAAGCAAAACACAUUGCUAUAGGCCUAUCUCUGUGUUUUACCAUUACCUUGAAAAUAAAUGUGUUUAGAGUUAAA